Closterium sp. Naga37s-1 is the source of this 1155-nucleotide messenger RNA. NCBI's taxonomy places the organism in Eukaryota, Viridiplantae, Streptophyta, Zygnematophyceae, Desmidiales, Closteriaceae. The record is from the annotation of a GenBank genome assembly.
AUGGCGCCAGAUGCGCCUGCUCCAGUCGAUGUUAUCAUCAACGCGUCACCAGGCAUAGACGACGCUUUGGCCAUCCUCGCCGCUUUAAAAUGCCCGUCCAUUCGUGUGCUCGGUAUUGCCACGUCAUUCAGCCACUAUGUGACGUGUGAAGCUGCCACACGCAACGCUCGAGGCCUGUGCAUAGCAGCGGGUCGACCAGACACACCCAUUGUGCAGGGCGCCACAGCACCGCUCUCAACCGCACCAGCAUCAACAGCAAACGCCUCUGAGACCACCGCAACCAGCAGCGGCUGCAGCAGCACCCCUACCCCUGCCUCCCUGAAUGCAUGCUCCUCGUUUCUGGGCCCUGACGGGCUGGCAGGAGUGCAGCUGCCUUCCGCAAUUCCUGCAGUCCAACAGGUUGAUCCCGCAAAUGGCAUCACUGAUACCUUGGCUUCCACUCGUAUUGCCACUGCUGCUACUGGUGCGGAUGGAGAGGGGAAGGACGGGGGAGAGCAGGGGGCGGAGGAGCGGAGGGCGUGGGAGUGGAUGUGUGAGGAGGUGGCGAGGAGGCCCGGGCAGAUCACCGUGGUGCAGCUGGGACCCAUGACCAACCUCGCCCGGGCCCUUGCUUUACGUCCCUCGCUAGCAUCGGAGCUGGCGGGCAUCUGGGUGGUGGGGGGUUCAUUCUUCGCCAGUGGGGAUGUGAACGCCGCUGCAGAAGAGAGCGUGUUUGCAGACCCUGAGGCCGCUGAUCACGUGCUGACGAGUGGAGCCAACAUCCACGUGCUGGGACUCAACGUCACCACACAGGUCAAACUGACAGGCACAGACCUUGCCUCUUUGUGCGCGCAAGACACAGCAUCCACUCCAGCAGCAGGCGAGGGCGAGCAUGCCACUGCGUCGUCAGCAGCAGAGGCGUCUCGAGAGGCAUGCGAGAGCGAUCACGCAACUUCUCCUGCACCAGAAGCAUCUCUGGUGGCGCGCCUGGUGCACGCAUACAGGGGACACCACCAGCAAUCCGACCACAUGGACGGAAUCUUCCUGCAUGACGCGUGUGCAGUGGCAGCGAUCAUAUCCCCCUCACUCUUCUCCUUCAAGCGAGGCAGCGUGCGCGUGGAGUGCACCGGGUUGGGUCGGGGAUGCACUCUCAUGGACUACUCGCUCAAGAAGUGA